Molecule: messenger RNA, 2395 nt
Organism: Schistosoma haematobium
Lineage: Eukaryota; Metazoa; Platyhelminthes; Trematoda; Strigeidida; Schistosomatidae
Product: Methionine--tRNA ligase, cytoplasmic, variant 2
Exons: 12
Coding region: 298-2193 (631 amino acids)
Biological process (GO): methionyl-tRNA aminoacylation
Cellular component (GO): cytosol; aminoacyl-tRNA synthetase multienzyme complex
Molecular function (GO): ATP binding; methionine-tRNA ligase activity
Source: RefSeq, a predicted model, not a curated record
CGAAUGUACUGUACAGACAGAAGUCGUAGCUAAAAUAAAACAGGAAUGAAGGAUACAGAGUUUGCCAUUUGUGUGUUUUAUGACUAUAGAGUACAAGGAGUGUGUAUCUUGGACCAUAUUAUUAUAACCUUGACGGGGUUUUGAACAGUUCGACACGUGAAAAGUGGGACGGGUAAACUGUUUGAGCAUAUAAUCAAAACUAUUUUCAGUUGCUACCUAAAUUCUUCUGUAGAGUUUUGCUCUAAUUGACCAUCGGGUGUUGAUAAUUGAAGUCAACUAUAAACUUGGUGUUGGAAAAUGAUUGAUUUAACGGAAGAAAUAACAGAACCGUCAUCCAUACACAUUACAGAUGAAGAUCAGAGAAGAGCUGGUGAUAUUUUUCUGGAUUAUAGCGUAUUUACCAAACCCGUAUAUGAAACACCAAAAAAGCCACAACCUAAACAAACCGGAAUUAGAAAUAUUAUGAUUACAUCAGCAUUGCCUUAUGUAAAUAAUGUACCUCAUCUGGGCAACAUGAUUGGAUCGACCUUAAGUGCAAGUGUAUUCGCUUUGUACUGUGAUUUGGCUGGAUAUAAUGUGCUAUCUAUUUGUGGAACUGAUGAAUAUGGAACUGCGACUGAAGCAAAAGCAGUCUCAGAGAAUAUGACUCCUCGUCAGAUCUGUGAUAAGUUUCAUAAGUUGCAUUGUGAUAUAUACAAAUGGUUUCAAAUUGAAUUCGAUUAUUUUGGACGAACUACUACUGAUCAACAUACCGAAAUAGUUCAGGAGUUGUUUAAACGCCUGUGGGAUAAGGGUUUUAUCACUGAAGAUUCUGUUGAACAGUUGUAUUGCGAAAAAUGCCCAAAAUUUCUUGCAGAUCGUUUUGUUGAAGGAGUUUGCCCUUUGUGUAAAUACGAUGACGCACGAGGUGAUCAAUGUGAUAAAUGCGGGCGUCUCAUGAAUGCUGUCGAAUUAAUCGAACCACGUUGUAAGAUAUGUUGUCAAAGACCUGUGGUGCGUUCUUCACGCCAUUUGUUUCUUGAUCUUCCAAAGAUUGAAAGCAAGUUGAGUACAUUUGUUGAACAACGUAUUAACGAUUCCUCUUGUAUAUGGACCUCAAAUGCUUGUACUAUAUCAAAUUCAUGGUUGAGAGAUGGUUUAAAGCCAAGGUGUAUUACACGUGAUUUGCAUUGGGGUGUACCAGUCCCAUUGGAAGCUUAUAAAGAUAAGGUGUUUUAUGUUUGGUUCGAUGCACCUAUUGGUUAUAUUUCGAUUACGGCAAAUUACACAAAACACUGGAAGGAAUGGUGGCAACCAUCUGAUGACAGUGAAAUUGAAUUAUUCCAAUUUAUGGCAAAAGAUAAUGUUCCAUUUCAUGCUAUUGUAUUUCCUUCAUGUUUGUUAGCAGCCGAUGCUGGUUAUACUCUCGUAAAACAUCUACUUUCUACUGAGUAUAUGAACUAUGAAAAUACCAAAUUUUCAAAAAGUCGUGGAAUUGGUGUAUUUGGUGAUGAUGCAAUGAAAUCAGGUGUUAUAUCAGAUGUUUGGAGAUUUUAUUUACUGUAUCGUAGACCUGAAUCACAAGAUAGUGCUUUUAUCUGGGAUGAUUUCAUGUUGGUAAAUAACUCAGAAUUGUUGAAUAAUUUAGGUAAUUUUGUUAAUCGAUCUCUUUCUUUUGUGUCACGAUUUUUCAAUUCGAUUAUUCCAUCAAUAACAAAAUUAGAACCGGUUGAUACGGAAUUUUUGGCCAGAAUUAAUAAACUCUUCGCUAGUUAUAUGCGCAAUAUGGAGUUAUGUCAUCUUCGAGAUGCUAUUCGAAAUGUAUUGACAAUUGCUCGUCUUGGUAAUGGUUACUUUCAAGCUAAUCAACCGUGGGUCGCUGUUAAAAAACCGGAAACAAAACAGCGUUCUGGUGUUGUGAUAAGCGUUGCUGCGAAUGUUGCUUGUCUUCUUGGUGCUAUGAUUUAUCCUUACAUGCCUACAAUUGGAAAACAGAUCUGGAUUGAGCAGUGUGAUCUUCCGGAAUCCCAAAUGAGUUUCGUGCAGAUUAUUAAAAAUGAAUUUACAGUGAAGAGGUUGUUACCUGAUGGUCAUCGUAUUGGAAAGCCAGUCCCUCUUUUUCGGAAAAUAGAUCCUGAUGAAAUCAAACGUUUGUCUCAAGUUUACAGUGGUUCAUCUGCUGCGUCUGUGACUAAUGGAAAUGAGCCGAAGUAAAAGAAUCAUUAAUGUAUGUGUGACUUUCCUGUGACAAUUAAUUUAUCAAAGUACUUGUUCUAACUAUUGCUUCACCACUUAUGUACUUUAUGGAAUACAUGUACCUUUUAAAGCAUUACUUUGUAUAUCCUACUACUUUUGGCUAUUAAAUAAAAAUUUGACCCUGGUUUUACAGACAGCGCGAUUUAAAAUUUGACUUGCG